AUGUUUUCCGAUGAUGGUUUUUUAAGUGAAAAAUUCUCCGAUCAAAGCCCGAGUCAGACGCAUAUUUUUACAUCAUUUCCAAAUUCAGCAGUAGAUCCCGAUAAUGAUGAUUUCUCAGCAGAUAAUAAACCAGCUAACAAUCUAUCAUAUGAAUAUAAUCCAUCGAAUUCUCAACCAUCGUCUCUACCAUUACCUGCAACUGCGAAUACUUCCAAAGAUGAACAAUUUCAUAUUUGGCAAUUAGAAUAUUAUCAAGCCUAUUUUCAAAUCGAUACACAGCAAGUUAUCGAACGUUUAUUAUGUUCAAUGACACCACGUCCGAAUAAAUCCUAUUUCGAUUCCACUAUUCGGCAAAAUCCCGAUUUGUACGGACCAUUUUGGGUCUGCAUCACCUUUAUAAUAACUGUUGCCGUCAGUGGCAACAUUCUCACGUAUUUUUAUGUUCCUGAUGCAGAUUUUCAAAUUGAUUUUUCCAAAAUAACUCUCUCUGCUAUUUUCAUUUGCUUUUACUGGUGGUUUAUGCCGACAUGUAUUUAUUUUUUCUUCCGAUGGCAUUUGAAACGCAUUGAAUAUACAUUCGUUGAAUUACUCUGUAUCUACGGUUACAGCUUAACAACAUUUAUUCCAAUUUCAAUCCUGUGGAUGAUUCCCAUAUCUUGGCUACAGUGGCUAUUAACUAUAAUAGGUUCAGUGACCAGCGGAAGUGUUCUAAUUGUAACAUUUUGGCCGACAACUAAUUCCGAUAAAAAACGUUUCAAUGCUCUAUCAAUGUUAUUGAUGUUUUUCCUGCAUUUAGCAAUGGCUGUUGGUAUUAUGCUAGUCUUUUUCCAUGUGUCAGAUAGAAAUAUUCCUACAAGGAAACCAACAACGUUAUUAACUACAAUGAUUUCAUCAGCGAAGAAUAAAAUUUAA
This is a messenger RNA of Adineta ricciae, 912 nucleotides long. The record is from the annotation of a GenBank genome assembly. Lineage: Eukaryota; Metazoa; Rotifera; Eurotatoria; Adinetida; Adinetidae.